GGCUCUCCGAAGUGUGGGCGGCUGCUCCGGUGCCUCUGCCGUCCGUCCUGGUUCGCGGCGGCUGCACCCCAGUUCCAAGGCCGAGCCGUGAAGCUUCGGCGGCCUUACUUAGCCGCGGACCGCCCUCCGCUUUCCGGUGCCCGCGGCGGCGCCGAGUCUGACUGGGGCGGGGGCCGCGGCCCCUCGGGCUAGCGAGGAUGAGCUUCCUCUUCAGCAGCCGCUCUUCGAAAACAUUCAAACCAAAGAAGAAUAUUCCUGAAGGCUCCCAUCAGUAUGAACUCUUAAAACAUGCAGAAGCCACUCUGGGAAGUGGCAAUCUGAGGCAAGCUGUCAUGUUGCCGGAGGGCGAGGACCUCAAUGAAUGGAUUGCUGUUAACACUGUGGAUUUCUUCAAUCAGAUUAACAUGUUGUAUGGAACCAUUACAGAAUUCUGCACUGAGGCAAGCUGCCCAGUCAUGUCCGCAGGUCCCAGGUAUGAAUACCAUUGGGCAGAUGGCACUAAUAUUAAAAAGCCGAUCAAAUGUUCUGCACCAAAAUACAUUGACUAUUUGAUGACUUGGGUUCAGGAUCAGCUUGAUGAUGAGACCCUUUUCCCUUCGAAGAUUGGUGUCCCAUUUCCCAAAAACUUCAUGUCUGUGGCAAAGACGAUUCUGAAGCGACUCUUCAGGGUGUACGCCCAUAUUUACCACCAGCACUUUGACUCCGUGAUGCAGCUGCAAGAGGAGGCCCACCUCAACACCUCCUUUAAGCACUUUAUUUUCUUUGUUCAGGAGUUUAAUCUGAUUGAUAGGCGUGAAUUGGCACCACUUCAGGAAUUAAUUGAGAAGCUCGGAUCUAAAGACAGAUAAAUAUUUCUUCUAGAACACAGUUACCCUCUUGCUCUAUCUACUGUUAGCACUCUCUCAUUGCUGUCUGGUAUGGACUAGUGAUACUGACUAUAAGAAAACAGGAUCAAAAGACCCAUUGCAGAGAAAAUUGUCCCAAAGGUAGGUUGGCCGGAUAUCUUCAGUACAAGAUCUGUGGCACAGCCGAAUUGGAGCUUGCUGUGUGGCCAUCCUGUCCUGUUAGGGUCCUCUGUUGUCACCUUACGACUAACCUGUAGUUUGUUGCUGAUCUUUUGUUCAUGAAAGUGAUUGAGUUUUUCUGUGUGACUGCAUAAUGGACAUUAAGGAUUUCAGAACAAAUUUCUUCAUACAGAUCAGUUUUGCUUCAUUUUGCAAAUUGAAAUGGUGUUCCAUUUCUGAAUUCUAGCAUCUAGAGCUUCUGUUUCCCCUAGAUAGCCUUAGGUUUGCGUCUGUGUGCUGGUGUUAUUUUUAGCCAGGCAUGAUGGUGCAUGCCUGUACCUGACACUGUGGAGGCAGAGGUAGGUAGGCACAUUGGAGAGUAGCCUGGGCUACAUAGUGAACUUGUGGCUGAAAAAAUACUUUGUUAUGCAAAAUCCACAAGGCUUAAACCACAGGCAUAUAUGACAUGAGAUUAACCAAAGUUAUUUUAAGUGACUUAAAACUUUUUGGGAUUUGAGUCCUUGCCUGUCUAGAUGAGGGUGAAUAACAGAUGAAGUCUUGUGUCUUCUGAUGGCGGCCUUGCAGGUUCGUUCUCCUUUUAAAACUCCUCACUUAGGUUUUGGCAGAGAUCAAGAAACUUCCAAAAAACUGUGACAGACUCUGGCCUCAAAGCCACUAUUUUCAUUGAUGAUUUGUGAGGCCUUGCAGUUCUGGAGGGGAUAAUAGAAAAAAGUAUUUAGAGUACUUGAUUAUUUGCUAAGUGAUUCCAUGUUUUUAUUACAACUUGAAACUUACAUUUAUAUGUAGAAAUGCAGACUUUAUAGCAAUAAGGAAAAAAGUAACUUGAGGGUGCUUGUGCCUGCAGGUCUUCCUGCUGCCCGUGAGGGGGGAGCUGGAAACCCAGCCAGGGGAGUGAGUGAACAGCAUGCUUCAUCUGUUACUACACAAAGGCUGCAUUGAGUUCUAGGGGUCUCUCCUACUUUGUCUUUGUAUCAGAGCUUGACAAUUCCUUAUGCUAUCAGGAUAAAAGACUCCUUUAUUGAGGAAGGUGCCUGCCUUCAUUUAGUCCUCAGAUCUAGUCAGUUCUGGCUGCCUCCUCAGGUAUACAUAGCAUCCUAAGUAUCUUGGACACCUGCCCGAUGGCCAGUGCUGUAGUUUAUCUGCGUUCAGUGUGUCAGAACUGGGACUUAGACAGUGCUUACUGACUGCCUACAUGGCAUGGUUUAUAAAGGUUAGAGUUGAGAAGGCUUUUGUUAUUUUUGACUCCAUAAAAAACUGUAUAAGAAAGAAUUCAUUAGAAACUCCAACUUUUUUUGUUAGUUUAGUUGUUGGUUGUUUUUGUUUGUUUGCUUGUUUGUUUUUUUGAGUCAGGGUUUCUCUGUAGCUUUGGAGCCUAUCCUGGAACUCACUCUGUAGACCAGACUGGCCUUGAACUCACAGAAAUCGGCCUGUCUCUGCCUCCUAAAUGCUGGGAUUAAAGGCGUGCAGAAACCCCAGUUUUAAUAACUAACUUUUAGUAUGUUCUUAAGUAUGCUUAGAAUUUUCAAGGAACUGUUUGUCUUAUUUUUGCUGAAACCACACAUCACCAUUAGAGGAAUUCAAGGCAGGAUUAUGGUUUGGAAACAAUUUCCUAAACCGGGUGUAUGCAGAAAUCGAGAUGUCGGCUGUUCUGCUCUGCAGACAGGAAGCAGGCUUCUAGAUGCCACCAAGAAAGCAUCAUCCCUCAACCACAGCAUUUACUUUGAUUUGCUUAAGUGAAAUUCUCUUUCUUAACCAGGGCUCAGUCAUUUUUAUGAUAUCUGGCACCGUCAAUUCAAAGGUUUCAGUGACAGAAAUGCCUCCCUGUGACUGAGCUCCAGAUGGGUAGAUGCUAAGGUAGGAGGCAUAUGGAACAUAACAGCAAACCCUUGCUGGUGGUUUGGAACUUGAGCUCUCCUUGUAUGUCCCCUGGCCUCGUUUUUCCUUCUGUCUUUUUAAAUGAAAAGAGUACCAAACUCCCAAACUGACUUGCCUUAACCAGUAGUGUACACAUUAUGCUGUUUGCUCACUUCUGAGGAGGGUGCCUUUAUAACAUCAGAAGCAAUCAGUCCGUCCUGGGUUUAUCUACCUACUACCUGCCCCCCUCCUCUACCCUCACCCCAGUAGGAGGACUCAACUGUCUCAUCUGUUCUGCUCCCUAGACUUGGUUUCAGUGGCUUCCAAUUGCCUGGUGAACCCCACCUUAGCCUGUGGUGCUUUAACUUCCAGGACUUUACAAAACUUGGACAAUGAUAGAAGGAUUAAAGAAACUAGUCAUAUUUCAUUGCUAUCCAGUUUUUGUGUUGACAGCCACUAUAGUGUUGCUCUGCUGACAGAAUAAAGUGACUUAGCAGCAGCCAGGUAGCCAAGGGUUUUUCACCCUGGCCUGCAGAGCUCUAGUUCACACGACUGCUCACUGGAGAACUGCAGGUCUUUGUUCUUCAUGACUGCAGCAAAGGCCAGGCAUCGUCCUGGUGGCAAGGUUUCCUGUGUGUACUCUUGGCUUCUCUCUAAGCCCUAAGAUCAUACAGUAGUAGAGUUUCUCAGAAAUGAAGUCAUUACCUCAGAAGCAUAAACAAUUCAGGCCUGAAGAGUGUGGGCCGUACAAGUGUGUUUCUAGUCAUGGUGCCAGGUCUCCUCUACUCUCAGUGGGAGCUACCCCAUGUCAGGAUGGAGCCCUGGCCUAAACAGUGCCAGCCUGGACAUGAGCUGCUGAGCACCUUCCUGAGGUCAAUGGGAGUUGUGGCAAAGAAGGAAAGGAAGGAGUCUUGGUCUUUCUGUUUUUAUAUUCAGUUUUGAUGCUGGCUCUGAGGGGCUUUGGAGCACAGAUGACAGCAGUAAUUUUACUGAAGCAGCUGCAUGGAGAUUCAGUUUUUUCAUCAGAGUGUAUCAAGUAAAGCCAAACGGAUGGCCCGUGUGCUAUGGGCUGCUUAUAGAACAACAUUCUGUGUUGGUCUGCAUCAAACAUUAUUUGCAUAAGAUAGUCUUGGUUACCAUCUAAAAAAAACUCCUCAUGGGAAAAAAUUAUGUUGUAUUUUUAAACCUUUAGGGCUUUAUUCUAUUUUUCUAAGUCGUUAACUGUACUUUUUAAAAAAGUAUUUUGUAUCUACUUUUGUAACUUCAUCAGAAUAAACUAUAUUGAAAGCAA
Chionomys nivalis (European snow vole) is the source of this 4170-nucleotide messenger RNA. RefSeq names its product MOB kinase activator 1A (gene Mob1a). Gene Ontology annotation, cellular component: nucleus; cytoplasm. Gene Ontology annotation, biological process: hippo signaling; positive regulation of protein phosphorylation. The record is from RefSeq and is a predicted model, not a curated record. The transcript is spliced from 6 exons. Gene Ontology annotation, molecular function: protein kinase activator activity. NCBI's taxonomy places the organism in Eukaryota, Metazoa, Chordata, Mammalia, Rodentia, Cricetidae. The coding region runs from base 198 to 848 and encodes 216 amino acids.